Hevea brasiliensis (rubber tree) is the source of this 3441-nucleotide messenger RNA. Its product is annotated as alpha,alpha-trehalose-phosphate synthase [UDP-forming] 1. NCBI's taxonomy places the organism in Eukaryota, Viridiplantae, Streptophyta, Magnoliopsida, Malpighiales, Euphorbiaceae. Gene Ontology annotation, biological process: trehalose biosynthetic process. Bases 358 to 3207 code for a protein of 949 amino acids. Gene Ontology annotation, cellular component: cytosol. The transcript has 17 exons. Gene Ontology annotation, molecular function: alpha,alpha-trehalose-phosphate synthase (UDP-forming) activity. The record is from RefSeq and is a predicted model, not a curated record.
UUUGGCGUUCAGAGGUGCAUGGCCAAUGCCACUUCAUUUUUGCAUAUCCUCUAAAUCUCAUUCAUUCAAUUCACACACUCUUCUGCCAGCACAGAUUUCUUUUGAUUUUUGGAUUAAAUCUUUUUUUUUUCCCUCCCUUUCUGAUCACCAUCGCCUCCUUAUACAUAUGUGUAGAUUUUUCUCUAAUCUCUCACACACCACAGCCCCCCUAAAAUAUCGCCUCGCCAACUUGCUCUCUCGUCUCCAUGUGGCCCUUUUACUCGCUUCUUCUACUGCAAAACCUCAUGAUUGCUCACUCUUUUCAAUUUCUCCUUGAAUGUUAAGCCUUCUUUGGAGAUCUGCAUUUUUCUCCACAACAUGGCUUCUUCGCAAAACAAGCAUGUGCCAGGAAACAAAUAUAACACUGCUCCCGCAAGUCCUCUCACACCCAAAACUAGACUGGAAAGGCUUCUUCUCAAUAGAGAGCUCCGGAAAUUCAAUAAGAUUUUUAAUCCAACUGAUGCGUUAGCAGAUGGUCUCAAAGAAGCUGAGCACUUUGCAAAUGAUUCAGUUUCAAAGGAAGCUGAAAGUAGUGGUCCACUUAACGAGGAAGCAUUUUUAGAAGCGGUUGAUGGAGGUGAACGGCCUCCCAAACAACGUUUAUUGGUGGUUGCCAACAGGUUACCAGUCUCUGCAGUUAGGAAGGGUGAGGAUUCAUGGCAACUUGAGAUAAGUGUAGGAGGACUAGUCAGUGCACUUUUGGGGGUGAAGGAGUUUGAUGCCAGAUGGAUUGGAUGGGCUGGUGUAAAUGUACCUGAUGAAAUUGGACAAAAAGCAUUAUCUACAGCUUUGGCUGAAAAGAGGUGCAUCCCAGUUUUUCUUGAUGAAGAUGUUGUCCAUCAAUAUUACAAUGGCUAUUGUAACAACAUAUUGUGGCCACUUUUCCAUUAUCUCGGACUUCCACAAGAAGACCGCCUCGCAACCACCCGCAGUUUUCAGUCUCAAUUUGAUGCAUAUAAGAUGGCUAACCAAAUGUUUGCUGAUGUUGUAAACAAACACUAUGAGGAGGGAGACGUUGUUUGGUGUCAUGAUUACCAUCUAAUGUUUCUUCCCAAAUUUCUGAAAGAACAUAACAGCAAAAUGAAAGUUGGUUGGUUUCUCCACACACCCUUUCCUUCCUCAGAAAUACAUAGGAUGCUGCCAUCCCGUUCAGAAUUGUUGAGAUCUGUUCUUGCUGCCGAUUUAGUUGGUUUCCACACUUAUGAUUAUGCUAGGCAUUUUGAAAGUGCUUGUAUACGUAUCCUUGGACUUGAGGGUACACCUGAAGGAGUAGAGGAUCAGGGAAAGCUGACUCGUGUAGCUGCGUUUCCUAUUGGGAUAGAUUCUGAUCGGUUCAUUCGAGCCCUGGAACUUCCUCAGGUCCAGGAUCACAUGAAAGAACUUAAGGAAAGGUUUGCUGGCAGAAAGGUAAUGCUAGGUGUUGAUCGUCUUGAUAUGAUCAAAGGAAUUCCCCAAAAGAUUUUGGCAUUUGAAGAGUUCCUUGAGGAAAAUCCAGAGUGGCGUGAUAAAGUAGUUUUGCUGCAGAUUGCUGUGCCAACGAGGACAGAUGUUCCUGAAUAUCAAAAGCUCACAAGCCAAGUUCACGAGAUUGUUGGACGCAUUAAUGGAAGAUUUGGAACCCUUACUGCUGUUCCAAUACAUCAUCUGGAUCGUUCUCUUGACUUUCACGCAUUAUGUGCACUAUAUGCUGUUACUGAUGUGGCUCUUGUUACGUCUUUAAGGGAUGGAAUGAAUCUUGUCAGUUAUGAGUUUGUUGCUUGCCAAGCUUCCAAGAAAGGGGUCCUCAUCUUGAGUGAGUUUGCUGGUGCGGCACAGUCUCUUGGUGCUGGUGCUAUCUUGGUGAAUCCAUGGAAUAUCACAGAAGUGGCUUCUUCAAUUAGUUAUGCUUUGAAUAUGCCCGCGAAUGAAAGAGAGAAAAGGCACGACCAUAACUUCAAGCAUGUGACAACUCAUACAUCACAAGAGUGGGCUGCAAUGUUUGUGAGUGAACUCAAUGAUACCAUUGUAGAAGCUCAAUUAAGGACAAGAAAAGUUCUGCCCCUGCUUCCUAUCAAAGUUGCAGUUGAACAAUAUAUGCAAUCUAAUAAUCGUUUACUUAUUCUGGGAUUCAAUGCAACUCUAACCGAACCAGCGGACAGCUUAGGUAGAAGGGGUGGUCAAAUUAGAGAAAUGGAACUUAGAUUGCACCCAGAAUUAAAAGAACCCUUGAAGAAACUUUGUGAUGAUCAAAAGACGACUACUGUUGUCCUCAGUGGGAGUGAUAGAACCAUUCUGGAUGAAGUACUCUCCUUUCUCCAGUUAUCCUCAUCCCUGCUUAUUAUGCUUUCUGACCAACUACUUGUUAUGCAGAACUUUGGAGAAUACAAUAUGUGGUUGGCAGCAGAAAAUGGGAUGUUUUUACGUCUUACAUCCGGAGAGUGGAUGACAACAAUGCCAGAGAAUCUCAAUAUGGAUUGGGUUGACAGUGUAAAGCAAGUUUUCGAGUAUUUUACAGAAAGAACACCUCGAUCUCAUUUUGAGCUUCGGGAAACUUCUCUCGUAUGGAAUUACAAGUAUGCAGAUAUGGAGUUUGGAAGACUUCAAGCAAGGGAUAUGUUGCAGCAUCUCUGGACAGGACCAAUUUCAAAUGCAGCAGUUGAUGUUGUUCAAGGUGGCCGCUCUGUUGAGGUUCGAGCAGUUGGUGUUUCAAAGGGUGCAGCAAUAGAUCGUAUUUUAGGAGAAAUAGUUCAUAACCAGGGCAUGAAGACACCCAUAGACUAUGUACUCUGUGUUGGUCACUUUCUGGCCAAGGAUGAAGAUAUCUAUGCAUUUUUUGAGCCUGAGCUUCCUAGUGAAUCACCUGGUAUAGUAAAAUCCAAGUCACCAGACCCUGUUGGCUUACCUGUACCAAAAGUUCCCAGUGGUAGAACCCGUUCCAAGGGUCACCUUAAGAAACAACGCUCCAUGUCAGCUUUGGAAUGGAACAGUCUGGGAAGUGCUGGUUGGCGGCCAAUUGUUAAUGAUAGAGUUUCAGUGCAUGAGGGUUCUUCUGUACUUGAUCUCAAGGGGGAGAACUACUUUUCUUGUGCUGUUGCGCGUAAACUAUCAAAUGCUCGAUAUCUCCUUGGAACUUCAGAUGAUGUUGUCACACUCUUAAAGCAGCUUGCAGAUGCCUCUUCAUCAACUUGAUUGCAGUUUACCUGGUCUCGCUCAUGCCUUGAAUUUAGAGGUUUGAGAAACUAAUAAAAGGAGCUGUUGAUGGUGGAUAUUUCGUAUAUUGUCUUUCUAUGUGCAUACAAAAAAUUUUGGAUAUUAAUGUGAAUAGCGGCAUCAGAUAUAGCAACAACAAAGCAUAUGAUGAGAAGAACUCAAAUGUCAUUCUUCAUAUGACUAUUUGAAUCAAGCUAAGAAAACUUGAAAUUA